CUACUGUCACAAAGCUUGGAGCUGAACCAGAGGCAUCACAUCAUGCAUCUGCUACCGGAAAUUGAUUGUGGGCCCAAGGCAUGGGCAGUGCUCAAGGACCUGCACGCUCCGACAUCGGUUGCCGCUUCUCUCAUGCUGGAUCGGGAGCUGUCCAUGCUGCGGUUGAGCGAGAAUGAAGCUGUGCAGCCCGUACUGGACAAGAUGAGGGAACUCUACGCGAAAUUGGCGAUUGCAGGCAUCACGUACCCAGAGCAGACAAAGUGUCUCAAGAUGCUCAGCCUGCUGCCGGAGUCUUGGCUGCAAUUUAUAAGCGGACUCAGCUUGCCACAAAACCAAAGUCAAUGGACAUUGGAGUGGAUUCGCACCAAGAUUCUGGAAGAAGAUUUUCGUCGCUAUACACUGCGCGGAGGUGAUGACAGCACCAGCGGCUAUGCCAUGCAAGGGACAUGGAGGGAUCGAGGGCGUGGCAAUCGCGGUCGCUCUUACCACAGCCAAGGUGGUCGCGGGACUUGGAACCAGCGGGGCGUGGUGGCGCUGGUGCAAGAGGAAGAGGUGGUCACUCCAACAAUGACAACAGUGAACCACGCUUGAGGGGAGAGUGCUGGGGAGGUGGAGGGGAACCCGUGCAUUGCCUACGUGCAGUACAUCGUGCUGCCCUGGUUCAAGCAGUUUGAGGUGGAGCGCAAGGAGGA
Molecule: messenger RNA, 692 nt
Organism: Closterium sp. NIES-67
Lineage: Eukaryota; Viridiplantae; Streptophyta; Zygnematophyceae; Desmidiales; Closteriaceae
Source: the annotation of a GenBank genome assembly